UUUUCUUGAAACCCCGAUCACCCACCGGGGCCCCACCGUCGAUGGACACCAUCUCCGGUCUCAUCAACUUACAAAAUCAGUCAACCCUACCAACAUCACCACCUACACCUCCUCCUUCAACAUUAAAAACCGCCACACAACAACCACCACACAUCACAACCACCACUCUCACCGCCGAUAUACCAUUCUCCACCUCCAUCAACCAACUCCACACCUUCUCCACCGCCUUAUCAGCAUUCCUCAACCACUACGACGACUUGCAGACUCAUAUCAAUUUCAUUACCUCAUCAAUCGACUCCAAAUUGCCACCUCAUCUCGUUGAAACUGUUUGCCCUAACUUAUCAGCCCUAACGAACGUGCGUUUAUUAGAAAUUGAUUGUGAUCGUACGAUAACCGCUUCACCAGAAGUCAGUUUGUCAGAACGAAACCCUAAGGUAAGUGAUAGCGCCAGUUUUUCGCAUAAUUCUGGAGAAAUUGAUGCUUCGAAUAAGCUUGAAGUUGUUGAUGUAUCGAAGAAUGUUGAAGAGAUUGAUGUAUUGAAGAAACAUGCGGAAACUGAUGCUUUGAAGAAGCCUGUUGUAGAAACUUUUGUUGAUCAAGCGAUAAAUGAUGUUCUAGAAGCCAUUGUUUCAGAACAAAACCCUAAGGAAAGUGAAAGUGAUUGCGAACCGAAUCAUGAGUCUGCAACUGCCGAUUUUUCGCGCAAUAUUGAAGAAUUUGAUGCUUCGAAGAAGCUUGAAGUUGUUGAUGUGUCGAAGAAUGUUGAAGAGAUUGAUGUAUUGAAGAAACAUGCGGAAACUGAUGCUUUGAAGAAGCCUGUUGCAGAAAUUUUUGUUGAUCAAGCGAUAAAUGAUGUUUUAGAAGCUAUUGUUUCAGAGCAAAACCCUAAGGAAAGUGAAAGUGAUUGCCAACGGAAUCAUGAGUCUGCAACUGCCGAUUUUUCGCCCAAUUUUGAAGAAUUUGAUGCUUCGAAGAAGCUUGAAGUUGUUGUUGACGUGUCAAAGAAUUGUGGAGAAAUGGAUGCGUCUGAGAAUUUUGUAGAAAUUGAUAGUUCGAAAAAGUGUGAAGAAAUUGAUGUAUUGAAGAAACAUGUAGAAACUUUUGGUGAUCAAAGUAUAACUGCUUUUCCAGAAGCUGCUGUUUUAGAACAAAAGCCUAACGGAACGGCUACGAGUGGCGAACGGAGCAAUGAAAUCAAUGUGAGGACACCUGAAGGCCUUGAAGAAACUUGUAUCGGUAAGGAUCCUCAAGGAAUUGAUGUACGGCAGAAGCCUGAAGAAAAUUAUUCUUCAAGGAGUCCAGAAGAAACCUACACUUCGAAGAAGCAAAGAAAGCGAAGAAAAACUGGUAAACGUAAGAAGGAUAAGGAUAAGGAUAAGGAAACGGCUUUAAACAAGUUUGCGGGGAAAUUGCAAUCCUUGUGUAAAAACAUGUAUACUAGGGGAAUGAGGCGGUAUGUAGCAAAACAUUUAUCUGAAACGUUUAAUCUUCGCGAGGAAAUUAUUAAGGCGUUGAAGCUGGCUAAAGAUCCUGCAAAACUCGUUCUAAACUGCACUGGCAAUUUUUUUAAACAGGAAACUGCAGGAAGGCUGGCUUCAGUCUUGGUGUUGGAGUGUUUUUUGAUGAUCAGUAAUGAUGAUGGCAUUGAGAUCGAGAAAAGAGAAUUCGAACGUGCAUUAAAUAAUGCUGUAAUUUGGAGAAAACGGAUGAUCAGAGAAGGUGGAUUUGGACACACGGACGAGGUUGAUGCCAGGGGUUUGCUUCUGCUUAUCAGUGGAUUUGGGAUUCAAGAUGAUGUUUUCAAGACUCAAGAUAUUGUGGAUUUGAUUCAGGCUAGUAAUGUGAAGGGAAUAUCAACCGCACUUCGUCGUUCAGCUUUUCUUAUGCCAAAAAUUCCAGAUGUAAUUUCAUUGAUGGUGAAGAAUAAUCUAGAAAUUGAAGCUGUUGAUAUUGCCUAUACAUUCGGGUUGGAGGAUACGUGUAACUCUCAGAACAUAUUGACGACAUAUUUGCGCAAUAAAAUUAAAGAUAUUCAGAACGAUUCGCCUUUCCAAACGUUGGAGGCAAUGAAGCAGCAAUUACUUGAUCUGAAAUCAGUAAAACAAUGUUUGGAAUCUCACAAAGUUGAUCCUUCGACGCUUCUUCCCGACUUAAAAAUCAAUGAAAAUAUACAAAUUCUCGAGAAAGAAGUAAACGAAUCGAAAUUAAUCCAAAAAAGGAAGUCUUUAGAAAACCCAAUUCAUCAGGAAGCAAAGCGUGCUUGUUUUGGUCAUGAAAACAUGCCACACCACCAUGAACCUGUUGAUAACUACGGCAUGGUGUUAGAGCAAACCCCGAGCGAAAGCGCUAGUGAUUGCGAAUGGAGUCAUGAAUCUGCAACGAUGCCUGAUAGCACCGAUUUUUCGCACAAUUAUGAAAAAAUUGAUACUUUGAAGAACCUUGAAGUUGUUGAUGUGUCGAAGAAUUCUGAAGAAAUUGAUGUGUCUGAGAAUCCUGUAGAAAUUGAUACUACAAAGACGCUUGAGGAAUUUGAUGUAUUAAAGAAGCAUGAAGAAUUCGAUACAUUGAUGAAACAUGCAGAAACUGAUACUUUGAAGAAGCAGGAAGAAAUUGUUACAGAAACUUUUGGUGAUCAAACCAUAGGCGUUGUUUCAGGACGAAACCCUAACGGAAUGGCUACUAAUGGAGAACAGAGUCGUGAAAUUGUUACGGCACCUGAAAGCUUAGAAGAAAUUAACGUAUUAAAUAAGCUUGAAGAAAUUGAUGUCUUGAAAAAGCCUGAAGAACUUGAUACUUCCAUGAUUCCAGAAGAAACUGUUCCAGAAACUUCUGUGGUUUCUGUGUUACAAUCCUUUUGUGAAAGCAUGAGUCCUAGGCAACUGAGGCAGCAUGUAGCAACACAUUUUUCUAAAAUGAUUAAUCUUCGCGAGGAAAUUGCAAAAUCGUUGAAGCUAGCGAAAGAUCCUGUGUAUCUCGUUCGAAGCAGCAUUGGCAGUUUUUUUGUCAGCCGCAGUACAACAUUCCGCGAUUACAAUAAAAAGUUAUCAAGAAUGGUUGCAGUUUUGAUUUUGGAGUGUUUUGUGAUGAUCAGCAGUGAUGGCAUUGAGAUCGCAAAUAGUGACCGGGAAUACGCUGCAAAAGAUGCUGUAAUUUGGAGAAAACGGAUGAUCAGAGAAGGUGGAUUUGGAAAAACGGACGUGGUUGAUGCUAGGGGUUUGCUUCUGCUUAUCAGUGGGUUUGGGAUUCAAGAUCAUGUUUUCAAGAUUCAAGAUAUCAUGGAUUUGAUUCGAGCUAGUAAUUGGAAGGGAAUUUCGGCUGCACUUCGUCGUUCAGCUUUUCUUAUGCCAAAAAUUCCAGAUGUAAUUUCUUUGAUGGUGAAGAAUAAUCUAGAAAUUGAAGCUGUUGAUAUGGCCUAUACAUUUGGGUUGGAGGAUAUGUGUAACCCUCAGAACAUAUUGACGACAUAUUUGAACAAUAAGAUUAAAGAUAUUCAGAACGAUUCGCCUUUUCAAAAGUUGGAGGCAAUGAAGUCGGUAAAACAAUGUUUAGAAUCUCACAAUGUCGAUCCAUCGAAGCUUCUUCCAGACUUCAAAAUCAAUGAAGAAAUACAAAAUCUCGAGAAAGAAGUAAGCGAAUUAAAAUUAAUCCAAAAAAGGAAGUCUUUAGAAAACUCAAUUCAUCAGGAAGCAAAGCGUGCUUGUUUUGGUCAUGAAAACACGUCGAUAAAUCCUGAAGAAAAUUGUACUUGUGAAGAGAUUGAUUCAUCAAAGAAACGUUCAGAAACUGAUUCUUCGAAGAACCCUGUUCCGGAAACUUCCUAUGAUGAAACCAUAACAGCUGUUCCAGAAGCCAUUGUUUCAGAACAAAACCCUAACAGAAUGGCUAGUUAUCACGAACAGAGUGAUGAAAACGUGAGGACACCUGAAAGCCUUGAUGAAACUGAUGUAUUGAAGAAGCCUGAACAGACUGAUAUUUGUAAGAAUACAGAAGUAACCGUCGUAUUAAAGAAGCCUCAAGAACCUGAUACUCCGAUGGUUCCAGAAGAAAUUGAUACCUCGAAGAAACCUGAAGAAACUGUUCCGGAAACUUCUUGUGAUCAAACCACACCUGCGGUUCCAGAACCCAUUGUUACAGAACAAAACCCUAACAGAACGGCUGCUAAUCGCAAACAGAUCCAUGAAAACGUAACGGAGAAGUCUGCGAUUUCUGAAUUAGAAUCCUUGUGUGAAAGCAUGAGUUCUAAGGAACUGAAAUGGCACGUAGCUGCAAAUUUAUCCGAAAUGAUUAAUCUUCGCAAGGAAAUUGCAAAGACACUGAAGCUCGCUAAAGAUCCUGCAAAACUAGUUCUAAACAGCAUUGGCUCGUUUUAUGUACAGGACCGUAAAAAAUUCUUGCAGAAAAAGCAAGAUUUAGGAAGGAAGGCUGCGGUUUUGAUUUUGGAGUGGUUUGGGAUGAUCAGCGGUGACGGCGUUGAGAUUGCGAAAAGUGACGAGGAAUUCGCAGCACAAGCUGCUGUUGAGUGGAGAAACCGGAUGAUCAAAGAAGGUGGUUUUGGAAAAACGGACGAGGUUGAUGCCAGGGGUUUACUUCUGCUUAUCAGUGGAUUUGGGAUUCAAGAUCAUGUUUUCGAGAUUCGGGAUAUUGUGGAUUUGAUUCGAGCUAGUAAUGUGAAGGAAAUUUCCACUGCGCUUCGUCGUUCAAUUUUUCUUGUCCCGAAAAUUCCAGAGGUAAUUGAUUUGAUGGUGAAGAAUAAUCUGGAAAUUGAAGCUGCUGAUAUUGCCUAUACUUUCGGGUUGGAGGACAAGUGUCGUCCUCUGAGCAUACUGGCGACAUUUUUGCGCAAUCGCAUUAGAAAUAUUUCAAGCAGUUCUUUUUUUCACAUGUUUCAGUUGGAGGAAAUGAAGCAGCAGUUAUUUGAUCUGAAAUCUGUAAAACAAUGUCUGGAAUCUCACAACAUUGAUCCUUCAGUGCCUUUUCCCGACUUCCAAAUCAAUGAAAAAAUACAAAAUCUCGAGAAAGAACUAAACGAAGAAAAACCAAUCCAAAAGAGGAAGUCUUUAGACGGCCCAAUUUAUCAGGAAGCAAAACGUGCUUGUUCUGGCCACGAGAACAUGCCACACCACCAGAGUCCCGUUGAUCAUUAUGGCAUGAAUCGGUAUCAUCAGUCAACACAGCUGAGCACUAGCUACUUUGACCCUUGCCGAGACCUUCAUAAUAGUUACAUCAGUAACUAUACCCCUUCAUCUGUAUAUAAUUCACCCGCAAUGCAUGAAACUAUAACCAGCACCGUGCCCAAUGGUCCAGCCGUCGGUAGUUUCAUUGGUUCCAAUGGCCAUAUACACCAUUCGGCUAAUGUUAAACCUUACGGUCGGCAUGAGCCAUAUGUUCAGCAUUAUUCAAGACAUGGUCAAACAUAUGAUUCACAACCUUAUGGUAGAGGUAGACCGUGGGAGUGGGGCCCGCCAGAACCGUUUCCACCAUCUAAUCCAUUGGGUGGCUUUCCAAGAAGGCGGGGCCCAACCUCGGAUCUCUACAGUGAUGCUGAUAAAAUUGCAAUGAAAUACUUAAGGUAGUAGUGGUGCAUAAUGUUCGGUCUUACUUUACCUGAAUUAGGGUUAACUUAAUGCAUGCCUAUAGGUCGUUGUGCUUUGAUACAACAGUUUUUGUAACUCUCCUCUCUUUGGUACACAUGCUGUUAUCAGAAGUAGUGGCAGUUUUUUUACAAAAUGAUAAUGUUUCUUAAUUUAUAGAUAUUU
Molecule: messenger RNA, 5756 nt
Organism: Helianthus annuus (common sunflower)
Lineage: Eukaryota; Viridiplantae; Streptophyta; Magnoliopsida; Asterales; Asteraceae
Exons: 7
Coding region: 42-5573 (1843 amino acids)
Source: RefSeq, a predicted model, not a curated record